CUAAAUCCAAAAAGAAGGCUCUGAAGAAGAAAAUUAACAGCAUGAACAUGAAGAAAUUGUUAUACGUAAUCAGAGCGGACAUCUCUUCCCUGCCAAGCGUAAUCAUAAUAGAGAUUCUGAGUCGAUUAGAUAUAAAAUCUGUGAUGAGAUGCAAAAUGGUGUGCAAGCAAUGGAAUUCCUUAAUCCAAGAACAAUAUUUCAUAAAUAAACACAUGCAUCGUUCAAUCUUUUUUAACGUUAGCUGGAGAGCUGACGGUGGUGGCAGUCAGGAAUUUGAACUCAUAGCUCACUGUUUCGGCGUAUUCGUUGAGAGAAGCAACGGUAUUAAUGUGAGGUAUCGUAUCCAAAACCCCGCAACCAAACAACUACUUGACCUUCCAACUCCCAAUUUCACUGCCAAUCAUCAGAUCUCCAUUUGCUAUGACUAUACAAGUCAACUCUGUAAACUGAUUUCCGCGUAUUCGGACGAAAAUUACACAAGGGGCGGUUGUGAAAUUCUAACACUCGGUGGUGCUGGUGAUCUCUCAUGGAGAAUCCUUGAAAUCCCUUGCUUAAAUGAUCUUCAUCUCGGAACAGACAAGAUUCUGUUUAAUCUGCAAUUUCCUGACUGGCAUAAAUUUCACCUGUUGAGAAUUAGAGCCAAUUUAGCUCAAGUGAUCACAAUAAUAUUAGAGGAUGAAACUGUGUUCAUUAAUACUCUGCCUCUAGUUAUAUUUAAAAACAUGAGAAGGGCUUCCAAUUUUUCGUUUUUCGCCAAGGGUUCCGAUUUAGAUGGGAACGUUGUGCUUCCGGGAUUCGCUAUGGUAGCAAGGACGCAACUCAAGUAUAUAUAUUUUUAUGAUCUAAAAUUUGUGUUAUUAGAAGAUAGUAAGAAGAACAAAUUUUGUGAGCCUAUUAUUAUUAGAUUGGAUUUUGUUGAAGGUGAUAAAAUGUGGAGUGAAUUAGAACCAUUAUUCUGUAUUAAUGAUUGUAUUUACUUUGCCAAAGGAAACGAAGCGAUAGUUUAUAAUUGUACAAGCCACAAGAGAGAAUUUACAGAGGAGAAGAUUGUGGCACGUAUUUUACUUACAUAUCGAAGAAGUUACAAGCAUUGGAAGACUUACAGCUUAUUAAACUUCAAGGGAAUGUAACAAAAUCUUGCUGGUUUUUGAUUCUUAGUUUAGUUUUG
This is a messenger RNA of Mercurialis annua (annual mercury), 1168 nucleotides long. RefSeq lists its product as uncharacterized. Bases 42 to 1130 code for a protein of 362 amino acids. Gene Ontology annotation, molecular function: protein binding. The record is from RefSeq and is a predicted model, not a curated record. The transcript has a single exon. Lineage: Eukaryota; Viridiplantae; Streptophyta; Magnoliopsida; Malpighiales; Euphorbiaceae.